AUGAAGCUCCUGGCAGAGGGGGGAGCAGCCGAGUCGCUGCUGCACGAGAAAAAAGCAGGCGACGAGGAGUAUCAGGGAGAGCAGGAAGAGAAGGAGGAGGAGAAAGAGAAGGGGGAAGAGAUGGAGAAGGAGGAAGAGAAGGAGGAGGAGGGGGAAGCGAAGGAGGAGGAGCAGGAAGAGAAAGUAACCAAGCAGGGGGGGGUGCAGGAGACGGUCGCUACUGUGCCAUCGCUACCGUGCGUGGGUGAGGUGGAGCAGGGUGGGCCAUGUGUGGGCUACCAAGGCCCCUGGACCUACCUCCUCCCACUGGCUCUCUUCGUCCUAACUGCCAGCUGGAUCGCCGUCGGUGGGCAGUGCUUAGCUGGCAGCGACGUGCUGAUGUGGCGGUCGUUCUACGCCAUGCGGGACCGCGCGUGGCGGGCGCACUACCGGGAGAUGUUCAACUGGAGCAUCCGGGAAAUUCUCUGCUGUAUGGGGCGAGCCAGGCCAUGGGACGAGGUAGACGAUGAGGUGGACGUAAUGGCAUCGCUGCUGGCUGGGGGACGGGACGAGGUAGACGACGAGGUGGAUAUAGUGGCAUCGCUGCUGGGGGACGAAGUAGACGAUGAGGUAGACAUAGUGGCAUCGCUGCUGGGAGAUGUGAUGGCUGGCUGGACCCAUAAUACCUCUGCCCUGCUCCGCUCCCCCCACUCCUUUUGCCCCAGGGACGAGGUAGACGAUGAGGUGGACAUAGUGGCGGACGAGGUAGACGAUGAGGUGGACAUAGUGGCAUCACGGCUGGGGGACUGUAUGACAGGACCUACGAGUCCUCUUUUCCCCUUCUCCUCCCUGCUCUCCUCCUCAUUCUCCCUCUUCCCCAGGGACGAGGUAGACGAUGAGGUGGACAUAGUGGCAUCACGGCUGGGGGACUGUAUGACAGGACCUACGAGUCCUCUUUUCCCCUUCUCCUCCCUGCUCUCCUCCUCAUUCUCCCUCUUCCCCAGGGACGAGGUAUACGAUGAGGUGGACAUAGUGGCAUCACUGCUGGGGGACUGUAUGACAGGACCUACGAGUCCUCUUUUCCCCUUCUCCUCCCUGCUCUCCUCCUCAUUCUCCCUCUUCCCCAGGGACGAGGUAGACGAUGAGGUGGACAUAGUGGCAUCACUGCUGGGGGACAGUGUGAUGACUGAACCUACAAGCCCCCUUUGCCCCUUCCCCUCCCUCCUCUCCCAACCCAUCCUCGCAUCAUGCCUCCCAGGGACGAGGGUGAACAGUCAAACCCAUUCCAACCGCUCUCUCUUCUGUUCUGUGCACGCAGGGCUAGCCCUUCUUCAAGCCAAUCGACCGUCGCCAGCUGUCGAUGCCCCCACCUCCUCCUCCUCCUCCUCCUCUUCCCAAUCCACUCAUCUCAACGCACUACCAUCCACGACCGCUGCCACCCCACUCUCCUCAACCACUGCACCCUCUGUCUUUGACUCCCUUAACACUGGUGGUACGACCACUACCAGCAGCAGCAGCGUUGGCAGCAGCAGCACUAUCGGCAGCAAUGCGAGGGGUGUUGACAGCAGCAAUGCGAGGGGUGUUGACAGCAGCAAUGCGAGGGGUGUUGACAGCAGCAAUGCGAGGGGUGUUGACAGCAGCAAUGCAGACAGCGGGCGUGGGUUUAACAGGGGUGACACUGAGGGCAGCAGCAGCAGUGAGAGGCUGGCGGAGGGGGGUCCCUUCCCCUCCCGGCCUGCCUCGGUGCCGAUAACCCUCAUUGAGGAAGCUGCGGCUCUGCUGCCGCUUGCCAUUGCUGCCUACACUGGCCCGCUACUGGACAUGGGCCGAUAUCCCUUCACCUUUGCAUGCGCAUGGGUGUGGAGGCAAGGAAUGUUCUUUCCGUGGCAGCAGUCCAGGUACCCAUCCCUGCAAGGUGACAACUGGUGGAGGGGGCAUGCGUCUGCCUUCCUCAAGUAUCUCCACCUGCCGCCCUCCGCUCUCAGGAAGGCGCGCGUCCGACAGGAGGAAGCAGGGCAGGCAGUGUAUUUCGUGGUGGUGCUGCAUCAGCUGCGGCUGGUGGUGGUGGCAGUGAGGGGCACGGAGUCCCUAGAAGACAUGAUUAUCGAUGGGCUGGGGCGGGAAUGUCCACUCAGUGACGCGGAUAUGGGAGGGAUUGACAGGCAAUGCAAGGUGGUGGUGGUGGCAGUGAGGGGCACGGAGUCCCUGGAGGAUAUGAUCAUUGACGGGCUGGGAGGGAAUGCCCACUCAGUGACGCGGAUAUGGGAGGCAUUGACAGUUGCCUUAGACCCAUGGAGUGUGAGUGAGUGGAAUUGGGCCUGGUCCGAGCUCCAUCCUCCCCUGGUAACGGACAGACUGGUGCCGUACUUAGGCCAUGCGGGGGUGGUGACAGCAGCACGUGAUAUUCCUCUUGUUGCCCUUCCCAAUUCCGUCACGUCCCUCCUCACCCCUCUCUCUGUGGCUUGCCUCCCUAGGUCCGAGCUCCAUCCCCCACUGGUGACGGACAGAUUGGUGCCUUACUUAGGCCAUGCGGGGGUGGUGACAGCAGCACGUGAUAUUCCUCUUGUUGCCCUUCCCAAUUCCGUCACGUCCCUCCUCACCCCUCUCUCUGUGGCUUGCCUCCCUAGGUCCGAGCUCCAUCCCCCUCUGGUGACCGACAGGCUAGUCCCUUACUUUGGCCAUGCGGGGGUGGUGACAGCAGCACGCGAUCUGGCUCUUCAGCUUGAUAACAUGGGGGAUGGGGAAGACGAGGAGGGGGAGGGGACUCAAGGAAAAGCAGGGAGCAUGGAGGAUGGGGGAGGGGAUGACGAGGAGGGGUCGCUGCUGGGACAGAAGGAGAGGAAGCGACCGAGAAGAGGCAUUCUGUCGGAGUUGCUAGGGGAGGGAGGCGAGUGCGAGGGGUAUGGGCUGCGACUUGUGGGGCACUCCAUGGGGGGGGCUGUGUGCAGCCUCACUGCCAUCCGGGUGAGUGAGUGCUUUCCGGGUGAGGUGGAAUGUAGGGAGGGGAGAGAAGGGGUUUCUGAUGCGUCACUGCAGCAGUUGCGACUUGUGGGGAACUCCAUGGGGGGGGCUGUGUGCAGCCUCACUGCCAUUCGGGUGAGCCUCCCUGCCAUCGGGUUGAGAAAGCGGUUUCCUGAGCUGCGGGCGAUUGGCUAUGGCUCCAUGCCUUGUGUGGACUUCGCCACUGCCUCUGCCUGCUCCAACUUCAUCACCACUCAUGUGCCUGCGAGCAGCAGCGCUCAGAGCCCCCUCCCUCUCACCUUUAUUGUUGCCUCCCCACCUUCCCCUUCCUUACCCCACCACUACAGCUUCGUAUAUAAUGACGAGUUUUCCCCGCGGACAUCUGUAGCAUCAGUCAUGCGCCUGCGAGCAGCAGCGCUCCGGGCUGUAGCAGCAGACACGCGUGCAGGCGGACUGCUGGGCACGGCUGUAGCGGCAGUGGGGCCGGGCGCGCAGGCAGGAUCAGCCGGAAUGAGGGCUGCGGCAGUGGAUCGGCUAUUGUCACGGCUCUUCACUCUGCCGUUUGGGAUAGGGCGCGGGGAUGAAGGUAAUGAGAUGGGUGGGGUGAACAGGGUGGGGGAUGGGAUGGUGGGGGGAGCAGGGUCACGAGGGGCGGAAGAGGAGGAGGAAGAGCAGGUGCUAAGGCAUGGGCUGCACAUGCCACGGCAGUGGAAGGGAUUGGGUAUUCUUCCCACUCCCACCAAACGUGCCACUGCUGCUGCUGGCACUAGCUCUGCUGCUGCUGCUGCUGCUGCUGCUGCUGCUGGUUCUUCUGCUGUGGCUGUCGCUGCUGUUGCUCGUUUUGCUGCUGCUGCUGCUGCUGGUGCUGACGGUACUGCCGGUGCUGGUCUUGCUCUGGCUCCUUCUGGUGCUGGUGCUGUUGCUGCUGCCGGUGGGUCUAGGCUGACCGGAUACGCCAGGGAGGAUUAUGCUUCCCUGAUCGAGUAUUGCCAGGCUAAGGGGGAUAAGGGCGCACAGGAUUGGCUGAGAGAAAACGUCAUGCCACGUCAUCGAAAGACGAAGAAAUAUCUGUGGG
Molecule: messenger RNA, 4015 nt
Organism: Closterium sp. Naga37s-1
Lineage: Eukaryota; Viridiplantae; Streptophyta; Zygnematophyceae; Desmidiales; Closteriaceae
Source: the annotation of a GenBank genome assembly